Exophiala aquamarina CBS 119918 is the source of this 1677-nucleotide messenger RNA. RefSeq lists its product as uncharacterized. The coding region runs from base 1 to 1677 and encodes 558 amino acids. NCBI's taxonomy places the organism in Eukaryota, Fungi, Ascomycota, Eurotiomycetes, Chaetothyriales, Herpotrichiellaceae. The transcript is spliced from 3 exons. The record is from RefSeq and is a predicted model, not a curated record. Gene Ontology annotation, molecular function: iron ion binding; heme binding; monooxygenase activity.
AUGCUUACUAGUAUGACCGCCGUAUCUUCCUCCAUGGAGACAGUCGACACGAAAACGGCGAUUUAUGCUGUCGGCGCCUUCAUAGUGUUGACAGCCUGGUUGAUACUCCGGAAACGGACCUCGAAUCUUCCAAACGGUCCCCGAGGUCUUCCCUUGUUCGGCAACAUGUUUUCUAUGAAAGAUGGCACCCUGCUCCACCUGAAGCUCACCGAAUGGGCUCACAAGUACGGAGACUUCUACUCUUUUAUGAUGGGCCGCUCCCCCGUUAUUGUGCUCAACAGCCCUCAAGCCAUCAACGACCUGUUCGUGAAACGCGGCAGCAAAUACAGUUCCAGACCAAAGGCGUCGAAUCAGGCGAGCAUCAUCACGCAAAACGCGAGGAUUGUGGCGAUUCCCUACGGAGAACAGUGGCGAAAGCACAGGAAAGUGUACCACGAGCUUCUCAACAUGCAAAACGCCAAGAUCUUUCUCCCAUACCAGGAAUACGAGAGUAGACGCACGCUGAAGAACUUGCUCGAUGAACCGGCUGGGUUUUGGCGAGAAGUGACCAGGUAUUCAGCAAGUGUGACAUUUAGCCUACUCUUAGGAUGCCGGUUCGAUUCUGCCGACACCGCAAUCCCGCAAGAGAUCAACAAAAGAAUGUUGAUGAUGUUUAAAGGGAUCCGACCAGGCGCCUGGCUUGUUGACUGGGUUCCCUUCCUGGACUAUCUUCCUGAUGCGUUGGCGCCAUGGCGCGCCUCGGCCGUGGACCUUCGAAACCAAAUUAUGCCUUUCUUUCUCAUAUUUUAUAAUGCCAUGAAAGAGAGAAUACGAAGAAACACAGCGCCGGACUGCUUCCUGGCGCGCCUACUGAAGCAGGAAGGCUCGGUAUUCGAUGAAUCGGAACCUCCUCAUAUCAUUGCAACAACUAUGGCGGCUGGGACCGACACCACUGCAACAACUCUCCAGUGGUUCUUUAAAGCGGCUAUACUGUUUCCUGACGCAGUCAGAAAGGCACAAGAGGAGAUCUAUCGGGUUGUAGGACCAGAUCGUCUCCCCAAUUGGGAAGACCGUCCAAAUCUCCCUUAUCUAGCAGCUCUUUUAGAUGAGACACACCGAUGGGCCACGGCCACACCUCUUGCUUUCAUCCACGCCACAAGCGAGGCGGAUGUAUACAGAGGCAAGGACAUUCCCCGUGGAGCAAUUGUCUAUAGCAAUGUCUACGCCGUGCAUAACGACCCUCAUAUCUUUGCAAGGCCGGAAGAGUGGAUUCCAGAAAGAUUUCUCCCCAAAUCGGACAAGAGAGCAGCACCAGAAGCUAAUCACGCAGGUACACACUACGCAUUUGGGGCAGGACGUCGAGAAUGUCCUGGCAGGCAUGUUGCAGAUGCCAGCCUGUAUAUCGUGAUUAGCCGCAUCCUGUGGGCGUAUGACAUUGUUGGGAAUCCCAAGAAGCCCCCCCCGCGAGGUUACUGUAAGCCACAUGACUGCCACCCUGCUCAAGAUCAUGAACUAAACUCAUCACUAGCGGGAGCCUUCCCCGUAUUCGGACCUGCUCGAUUUGAAGCAACUCUCAAGCCGCGUAGUGAAACUGCAAUUCGCCUGAUUCGUGAGGAAGCAGAGAUUAAUCGCCCUGCAGAGAUGGAGGAUUCGACGGUCUACGACAAGCUCGUUGCUCAAUUACUAUCGGAUCCUUGA